AUGUUACCUCGCUCUGAUGAUGUCCAUCAUAUGACGGACGUAAACUUAGCACGUUUUCACCGGAAUCGAAGGAGAUUGCCUCGGAAGCAGCGUAAGCAUGAAUCUUCCAGUAAAGCCAAUCAACAGCUGGUGAAGAUGAAUCGGCCGUCGUCUUCUGGUGGAACCGACCUUCGAAUCUCUUCACCCAAGAGUUUCACACGAAGUGGAAGUGUGACUCCACCGAUGAACUUGAUUGAAUUCGGUCAGCUGUAUCCCAACUCGACUCGUCGUUUUGACUCGAACAUAUAUUCCGGCUCUUCUCCAAAGACGCUUCGUUACCUAUUGUACGUGGCGCCAGGAGCCGUUCUUUCAGAUGCGGUUGCUUUCUCUUUUCCUGUAUAUGAAUGUCACUCUCUUUGCUCGUGCCAUCAAUCCUCAUUUUAUCCAGUUCCCAGCAUCCAACGCCCCUUGGCCUGUUCCAACCGUUUAGUUGGCCUCCUUCUAGAGGCCUUGAAACUUGAGGACAAGUAUUUUCCCUCGACUGACAAUGCUGUUAACCAAGCUUCAUAUUUACUUCUCUCUCCUGAGAUGCCCAAUCCUGUAGUGAAUUCCCGGUCUCGCUCUCAUUCAGGACCGAAUUACCUCGAUUUCGUCCACUUCCAGCUCGAGACUUUUGAUACCUGUCUGCCCAGAAAGGGCCUUGGUGUUCGUUGCCGUCGUACCAUUCAGAAGGGCGAAUUGGUCACCAUCUAUCUUGGCGAGGUGGUACCACUGGCCGUCGCUCGGUGGCGCAACCGUAAGCAGCUAAGUCGCCUUGGACACACCUACGGUAAGCCAUGGCAUUAG
This is a messenger RNA of Protopolystoma xenopodis, 825 nucleotides long. Lineage: Eukaryota; Metazoa; Platyhelminthes; Monogenea; Polystomatidea; Polystomatidae. The record is from the annotation of a GenBank genome assembly.